Molecule: messenger RNA, 1431 nt
Organism: Ascochyta rabiei
Lineage: Eukaryota; Fungi; Ascomycota; Dothideomycetes; Pleosporales; Didymellaceae
Product: Protein-serine/threonine phosphatase
Exons: 4
Coding region: 1-1431 (476 amino acids)
Cellular component (GO): cytosol; nucleus
Molecular function (GO): protein binding; protein serine/threonine phosphatase activity
Source: RefSeq, a predicted model, not a curated record
AUGGGCGUCAAGGAGGAAGCCAUAGCGCUCAAGAACAAGGGCAACGACGCCUUCAAGGCCCACGACUGGCCUACUGCGCUAGACUUCUACACAAAGGCUAUUGAGACCUAUGACAAGGAGCCUUCCUUCUACACCAACCGCGCACAGGCCAAUCUGAAGGUCGAAGCAUACGGCUUUGCCGUUGCAGAUGCAGACAAGGCCAUCCAGCUCGACCCCAACAAUGUCAAGGCAUACUACCGCCGCGCCUCGGCCAACACCCUCAUUUUGAAGCACCGAGACGCUCUGAGGGAUUGGAAGCUCGUUGUUAAGAAAGCGCCCAAUGAUGCGACCGCGAAGCUGCGCAUGCUCGAAUGCGAGAAAAUCAUCAAGAGAGAUGCCUUCCUCAAGGCCAUCGAGGUCGAGGAUGCGCCAUCGGUCGCAGAGGGUCUGGACAUCGACAACAUGAUCGUGGAGACUGGCUACGACGGCGCAGAGCUGGGAGACAAGAUGACGCCCGAAUUCAUCGAAGACAUGACUGAGAGGUUCAAAAACGGAAAGAAGCUGGCCAAGAAGUACGCCUACCAGAUCAUCAUUGCUGUCAUGGAAAUCUCCAAGAAGGAGCCAACCAUGAUCGAGUACGAUGUCGACGAAGGACAUGAGGUUACAGUUUGCGGUGACACACAUGGUCAAUUCUUCGAUCUCAUGAACAUCUUCAAGCUUGCUGGCAAGCCUUCUGAGAAGCACUCCUUCCUGUUCAACGGUGACUUUGUCGACCGAGGAUCAUGGUCUACCGAGAUCGCCCUUCUGUUGUACGCCUACAAGUGGCUAUACCCUGAUAGGUUCUUCCUCAACCGUGGAAACCACGAGACCGACGAUAUGAACCGCAUGUACGGCUUUGAGGGUGAAUGCAGAGCCAAGUACACCGAGCGCAUCUUCAAGCUGUUCUCCGAGUCCUUCUCACUACUGCCCCUCGCAACGCUCAUCGGCAAGAAGUACUUUGUCCUUCAUGGUGGUUUGUUCUCGGAUGACAAGAUCACACUGGACGAUGUCAGGAAGCUUGACCGAUUCAAGCAGAGACAACCGGGCCAGUCUGGUCUUAUGAUGGAAAUGCUCUGGACCGACCCUCAGACUGCACCUGGACGUGGACCCAGCAAGCGUGGUGUCGGUCUGCAAUUCGGACCCGACAUCACCAAGCGUUUCUGCGAGAACAACGGCCUCGAGGCCAUCAUUCGAUCGCAUGAAGUUCGCAUGGAGGGUUAUGAGGUUGAGCAUGACGGACGCUGCAUCACUGUCUUCUCUGCACCCAACUACUGCGACAGCACGAGCAACAAGGGAGCUUUCAUUAAGAUCGGCCCUGACUACAAGCUUAGGUACACACAGUUCGACGCCGUGCCGCAUCCGAACAUCAAGCCCAUGGCGUACGCCUCGAAUGGCAUGCAGGGUCUGAUGUAA